GCUUUCUUCAAUUUCUUCACCCAGCGUUUCGUGCCAAGCCCAGUCAUCAAUUGUUGGUGAAACGCAUAGAACAGCGAAUACGAUGUGUGCCAAUUUUGUCAUUCUAAAAAUGUAUGCCAGAUUGCAAGCAAUGGAGUGAAAAAAUUGCAAAUUCCUCAUUUCAAGAUGUGCUCUACCGGUUCUGCCAUAUUGCCAGAUUUAUAUAAAGACACAAAUGAGCAGUGGUGGAAGAGCUGGUAAACCCAAAGAGGAGGAACAAGAUGGCAUGUCCGUCCACUCUCCUUGCAAACCUCCCCCUUCCUCUGCUUCCUCUCUACCCAAGGAGCAAUCACAGGUUGAAUUGGAGCUGAGAUUGUUGGAAGCUCUUGAGAUUUACCCUCCAAUGAGGCUACAAGGAAUACAUCGCCACUUUGUCCUUUAUGGUCUGAUGGAAUUUUUAAAGAGGAAGUUUGACAGACACUUUUCUGCCGAGGAGGUUCUUCAAUUGUUGGAUCGAUUCUACAACAUAGAAAUGCUGAAAACAGAUGAUGAUGAGAUUGAUUUGCUUACUCACGAAGAAGAAUUUUCCUUGCCUCAGAGUUACUUUGUGAAGGAAGAACCCUGAACAACAACUUUUGGAGUAUACACAUUUUUUUCUUCAACCAUUGUUCAUCUUUAGAUAUGUACAGCUGGUUAUCUAUUCCUUUCCCUUCUUCCCGUUUUGGGAUAUUAUGUUCACGUUGACCCCGUUAAGUGGAGGUUCUUAUCGCGUGUCUGUUAAGUUCCACCGGUAGUUCUGGGAACUCUGAUCCAGUUGGAUACCUUCUGUCAUAAUGUAUUUAGCUAGCUAGACUGAUUUGGAUAUAAUGCACUUAGACUCGAGAACAUUAGAUCGAUGAUAGACCCACCAUGCAACCUCAAUCUGUUUUUUUUUUUUAAA
Molecule: messenger RNA, 919 nt
Organism: Vigna angularis (adzuki bean)
Lineage: Eukaryota; Viridiplantae; Streptophyta; Magnoliopsida; Fabales; Fabaceae
Exons: 6
Coding region: 215-604 (129 amino acids)
Biological process (GO): regulation of transcription by RNA polymerase II
Cellular component (GO): nucleus; NuA4 histone acetyltransferase complex
Source: RefSeq, a predicted model, not a curated record